AUGGGGUCUCGAUUAGACAGACUCGUCACGCUCCUCGAGACGGGCAGUACGCAAUUAAUUCGCAAUACAGCCGCCCAGCAGCUGGCAGAUGUUCAGAAACAGCACCCAGAUGAACUGUUCAACCUGCUCGGGCGCAUCUUGCCCUACCUCAGAUCCAAAUCUUGGGACACCAGAACGGCCUCGGCCAAGGCAAUCGGCUUGAUUGUCGCGAACGCAGAUCCAUAUGACCCCAAUGAAGAUGAUGGGCUGCAGAUCAAGUCGGCCGCAGAUGAGGAUGACGUGGAGAUCAAGUCCGAGAUCAAAUCCGAAGAGUCGUUCUCGAUUGACGAAUUCCUCAAGCUCGAUACCCUGGACCUCGCGUCAAUUUUGAGAUUUGGUAAACGCCUGCUUGGUAGCGCAGGAAAAGAAUAUGAAUACUCUUUGGCAUCGAUGGAGCCAACGGCCCGAUUGCAGCACCAGAAGAAGACUCUCACCUCGCGACUCGGGUUGAAAGGUGAAUAUCUCGAAGAGGACCUCAUUGAGGAUGUUGAGAAGGCCCCCAAAGUGGUCACACCGGCCCCCAAGGAUGAACCCAAGAUCGCGCCCAUCUCGCGCCAGAACAGUUUAAUCGAAGCCCCGUCCCACCGCCCCUCUUCGCCCAACGAGAGUGCGAUCAAGGAGGAUGGAGGGCUGAGCAAGCGACAACUUAAUCAACUCAAGCGCAAAAACAAACAGCACGCCAAGAUGGGAGCAAACAAGGUCCGCGUGGUAGAUCUGUCCGCGCGUCGACAAUCUGAGGCCGUGACGACGCCCACGCCCACGACCCCUCAUCCCGUGAAAGCAGAGAAUGGGGAUGAUCACAACGGCGAGACGAAGACUGAUUACUUUUCAUUCGAACGCAACGAAGAAGACGAUGAUUCUAAGGUUGUUUCUGAGUUCAAAGGAGUUGUCGCCCCAGAGCGGCCUCACCUGCAACCUGAGAUUUCGGAGCAGGGUGGAGGAUGGCCUUUGGAACACAUGUGCGAAUUCCUCACCAUAGACAUCUUUGACUCCAAUUGGGAAGUCCGACAUGGUGCCGCUAUGGCCCUGCGUGAAGUGAUUCGAGUCCAGGGCGUGGCUGCUGGCCGCCAAGAUGGAAAGACUCGCACUGAAAAUGACGCGCUCAACCGCAAGUGGCUAGACGACCUUGCCUGCAGACUACUAUCCGUCUUGAUGCUUGAUCGAUUUGGUGAUUACAUUUCCGACAAUGUUGUCGCCCCCAUCCGUGAAACCGUGGGCCAGACGUUGGGUGCGCUGCUCUCACAUCUUCAUCCGAAAUCAGUUCGAUCGGUAUACCGAUGCCUCUACCGCAUCAUCAUGCAAACAGACCUAGGACUUGAACGUCCUGUCUGGGAGGUCUGCCAUGGUGGCAUGAUUGGCCUGCGCUAUUUGGUUGCGGUCCGGAAAGACUUGCUUAUCAAGGACUCGAACAUGAUGGAUGGCGUUUUAGAGGCUGUCAUGAAAGGGCUUGCUGAUUUCGACGACGAUGUCCGAGCCGUCAGUGCCGCAACGCUUGUGCCAAUCGCAGAAGAGUUCGUCACAUCACGGACUGGCACUCUCGGCCCAUUGAUGAAUAUCGUCUGGGACUGCCUCUCUAACCUUCAGGAUGAUCUUAGCGCCAGUACAGGUUCCGUGAUGGACCUUCUGGCCAAGUUGUGCACCUACUCUCAAGUUCUGGACGCAAUGAAGGCAAACGCCGCGGAUGAUGCCGAAGCCUCAUUUGGCAAGCUCGUUCCUCGUCUCUAUCCGUUCCUUCGCCAUACCAUCACCAGUGUCCGCUCAGCUGUACUUCGAGCUCUGACGACGUUCCUCAAAUUGGAAGGCGAAGGCUCAACAGACUGGGUAGAUGGCAAGGCUUUGCGUUUGAUCUUCCAAAACCUUCUGGUGGAGCGCAACGAGGGCGUUUUGAAGCUUUCCAGUCAAGUGUGGUCUGAGCUACUCAAGGUUGCUGAACUGCGCGGUUCAUUCAAAUCUGCAGAAGAGUUAUCUGAAUCCGUUUCACCUCUCGUUACCCUGACCCUAGGUGCCUUUGGUGUCCCUCGAUACCCCAUCCCUAUGAAUGCGUCGCUCUUUAUCAAGCCGUCUGGACUGCCAUUCUCCAUUGCUGCCCCAGCCCCGACACCCUCAAAAGCCUCUCCUCCAGCUCCCGGCGGCGCUGAGACCAAACCUGGCCGCAGACGCAAGUCGGAGAAGAAGGAAAAAGAGCCACAGGCGCCUUCGGCACACAAUGUGGACGGGCACAUGUUAUCUGGUGAUAUUGAUCUCGUCGGUGCCGAUACCAUGCUACGGUCUAAGAUCUUUGCCUCCAAGGCGCUGGGCGAACUGUUAUCAUUCUGGGACAAGAAUGAGCUACCCAGCUUCUGGCCCUCCAUUCUAGGGGGUCUCAAUGUUUCUGCUUCAACUACCCAGCUUGCUUCGUCCAUGGUCAUCGAAGAGUAUGCUCGCCGAUACGGACCUGAUAGCAAGUACAACUCCGAUCUUUGUGACAAUCUACGAAACGUUCUCGAAAACGAGCGCCCGCCAUGGUACUCAGACAUUGCGUGCUACCUGCAUGUUGCGCGCGCCCAAUGCCAUUCGCUGUUGAACACAUUCCGCGACCAUGCGCACGUUGCACCUUCCCGACUGCCGACAUUGGCCGUCGUUGUCCAAGGUGACUCGGAGGCCGGGCCCAACGCGUUCUCUUUGGCGGAUGCUGAGAAGAUCGUUGGUCCUGACUUCGACAGAUUGAAGAAGAACCUGACACCCGCUCAACGAAUCACUGCCACCCAAGUUCUGACAGAUACUCGCGCAACCACACUCUCCGCAGUUGACGAGGCCCGACUGAUGAAAGAACAGCGUGAUAUGCGCGUGCUGGCUGCCACUGCUGGCGCUCUUGUCGCUCUGCGGGAUAUUCCCAAGAAGCCUGGUCACAUAAUCAAGGGAAUGAUGGAUAGUAUCAAGAAGGAGGAGAACUUCGAACUUCAACAGCGUUCAGCUACGGCUGUGGCCGGGUUGAUCGAACAUUACACUGCCGCGACCAAGCGUGGUCCUGUCGAUAAGAUCAUUGGAAACCUGGUGAAAUACUGUUGUGUCGACACCUCCGAGACACCUGAAUUCCCACACAAUGCCCAGUUGGAGAAAUCGAUUCUGUCCCUUCGCAAAGAGGAGGAUCGUCGCGACCACCCGGAUGCAGCCAAGUUUGAAAGAGAAGCCAAGGAAGCAAGGAUCAUGCGCCGUGGUGCCAAGGAUGCCCUUGAACAGUUGACUGUGAAGUUUGGCGCCGAACUUUUGGAGAAGGUUCCAAACCUUGCCAAGUUGGUCGAACGGCCUUUGCGAGAUGCAUUGGUAAACGAUGAACUUCCAGAAGAUAUCACCAACCCCGAGAACGAGCUUGGUCAAGAGAUUGUUGACGGUUUGUCUACACUUCGUGCUCUCCUGCCCAAAUUUCAUCCAGGUCUCUACCCAUGGGUUCUGGAUCUCAUGCCGAUCAUCGCCAAGGGUCUCCAGUGUCGUCUUUCUGUCAUCCGGUACGCAGCAGCAAAAUGCUUUGCCACCAUUUGCAGUGUCAUCACAGUGAAGGGUAUGACCAUGCUCGUGGAGAAGGUUUUGCCUAUCAUCAGCAAUGGUUUGGAUGUCCACCACCGCCAAGGUGCAAUUGAGUGCAUCUAUCACUUGAUACACGUGAUGGAAGAUGGUAUUCUUCCUUAUGUUAUCUUCUUGGUCGUUCCCGUUCUUGGCCGAAUGAGCGAUUCUGACAAUGACGUGCGACUUUUGGCAACGACCUCAUUCGCGACUCUCGUCAAGCUUGUUCCCCUCGAGGCCGGUAUUCCAGAUCCGCCUGGCUUCUCUGAAGAGUUGCUCAAGGGCCGAGACCGCGAGCGGAAGUUCAUGUCUCAGAUGCUGGAUCCGAAGAAGGUCGAGGAAUUCUCCAUUCCAGUCGCUAUCAAAGCGGAGCUUCGACCCUACCAGCAAGAUGGUGUCAACUGGCUUGCGUUCCUCAAUCGCUACAAUCUUCACGGUAUUCUUUGUGAUGACAUGGGUCUUGGAAAAACCUUGCAGACUAUUUGCAUUGUUGCUAGUGAUCACCACAUGCGCGCAGAAGAAUUUGCCAAGAGCCAGUCUACUGAUUCACGCAAGCUUCCUUCUUUGAUUGUCUGCCCACCAUCUCUGUCAGGACACUGGCAGCAAGAAGUUAAGCAGUACGCUCCGUUCUUAAGUUGUAUCGCAUAUAUGUGA
Molecule: messenger RNA, 4233 nt
Organism: Penicillium olsonii
Lineage: Eukaryota; Fungi; Ascomycota; Eurotiomycetes; Eurotiales; Aspergillaceae
Source: the annotation of a GenBank genome assembly